Molecule: messenger RNA, 612 nt
Organism: Drechmeria coniospora
Lineage: Eukaryota; Fungi; Ascomycota; Sordariomycetes; Hypocreales; Ophiocordycipitaceae
Product: SNF7 family protein
Exons: 3
Coding region: 1-612 (203 amino acids)
Biological process (GO): late endosome to vacuole transport; protein transport; endosome transport via multivesicular body sorting pathway
Cellular component (GO): ESCRT III complex; multivesicular body
Source: RefSeq, a predicted model, not a curated record
AUGCUCGACAAGGCGAUACGGGAACUUGAUCAAACACGGGUCAAGCUAGAAAAGCAGGAGAAGACGCUGGUGCAGCAGAUCAAGACGAGUGCAAAGAACGGUCAGAUGGGCGCUUGCAAGAUCCAGGCCAAAGACUUGGUUCGAACCCGGCGAUAUAUCGAGAAAUUCUUUGCCAUGCGAAGCCAGCUGCAAAAGAUUUCACUACGGCUCCAGACAUAUCGGACAAACGAGCAGAUGAUGCAAGCAAUGAAGGGGGCUACGAUGGCACUCGGCAGCAUGAACAAGUCGAUGAACUUACCCCAGCUGCAGCGAAUAGCCAUGGAGUUUGAGCGCGAAAACGACAUCAUGGAGCAGCGACAGGAGAUGAUGGAUGACGCCGUCGACGAUGCCAUGGAUGUCGGAAUUGAGGAAGAGGGAGAUGAGGUCGUCGACCAAGUGUUGGAAGAGAUUGGAAUCGACUUCAACCAAGCCCUUGGCGAAACGCCGACCGCCCUGGGCAGCACUGCCGUAUCCGAAGGCAAGGUGGCGCAAGCUCUUGGCGCUGGCGUUGGAGGCGCUGGCGACCCUGUUGAUGAUGAUCUCCAAGCUCGGCUGGACAGCUUGAAGAAAUGA